Molecule: messenger RNA, 1939 nt
Organism: Periophthalmus magnuspinnatus
Lineage: Eukaryota; Metazoa; Chordata; Actinopteri; Gobiiformes; Gobiidae
Gene: msx2b
Product: muscle segment homeobox 2b
Exons: 2
Coding region: 98-967 (289 amino acids)
Biological process (GO): embryonic morphogenesis; regulation of transcription by RNA polymerase II
Cellular component (GO): nucleus
Molecular function (GO): RNA polymerase II transcription regulatory region sequence-specific DNA binding; DNA-binding transcription factor activity, RNA polymerase II-specific
Source: RefSeq, a predicted model, not a curated record
UCAGUUCUGCGCUCCACUGCUUCGGGUCGCCACUUCUCGGUGCUUCUCAUUGGAUUUUACUCGUUUUUCUCGGAGUUGGUAUCCACGCGGAGCAGACAUGUCCUCCCGCGAGACUUUUAAAGACUUGGGCAGCGGUGGUUUAUCAUCCGAGGAGGACUGCAGCGCGCGCUCGGACGUGACGGACACAGGGGCAGCGGAGGAGGAGAAAGCCACCUCUACUCCGACCUCUACUCCAACGUCUACUCCGACCUCUCCAUCCGCGCGUCGGCAUCACCCCUUCAGCGUGGAAGCCAUCAUGUCCGGGAGAGUGGUGUCCAGGCGCAGCGCGGAGCCGGUGUGCCGCAAAGACGCGCCCAGGACUCCGCUUAACGCGCUGUAUCUGUGCCGAGAGAGCGACGCGAGCCUGAAAAGUUUGAGUGCGUCUUCUCCAACUUCACCAGUCAAGUCUGAAGCGUCCGAGCCGGAGGAGUGCGCGCCGUGGGUCACCAACGGAGCGUACCAGACACAGCCACGCCACAUGAACCCAGGUUGCCAGCUCCGAAAGCACAAAACCAACCGUAAACCCCGCACGCCCUUCACCACGUCCCAGCUGCUAGCGUUGGAGCGAAAAUUCCGGCAGAAACAAUACCUGUCAAUCGCCGAGCGCGCAGAGUUCUCCUCCUCCCUCACCCUCACCGAGACACAGGUGAAAAUCUGGUUCCAAAACCGCAGAGCCAAAGCCAAACGACUCCAGGAGGCCGAACUGGAGAAACUCAAGAUGGCCGCCGACGCCAAAACCGCGGCCGUGGCUGCUGCUAACGCCGGAGCGCUACACCCGGGCUUCACCUUACCUCUCUCGCUGGGGGCCAUGUCUUUGUACGGACAGUCGUAUUCGGCGUAUCACCACCAGCACAGACCUCUGCUUCCCCUGUCGCCUCUAGGACUCUACGCGUCUCCGCUCAGCUACGGCAUGUACCACUUGUCCUAACACAAAGCGGCGUUGACUUCUUUUUUGUAACUUUGGAACUUUUUGGAGGAUAUUUUAAAGGAAAAAGACGCGAUUAAUGUGGCUUCCUGGGUUUGCCGCAGCCAAUCCUCCGCCUCCUUUUGAGCAUUGAUGUUACAGAUUUAAGUCGGAUGCCUUACCUGAUGCUGUCCGCUCGGUCUAUCCAGGCUUGGGGCGGACGCAGAUGGACACUUCUAACUCUGAUUUAGAUUUUCUACCAGAUGCCCUGCCUGUACUUUUCCUUCCGGAGCUGCCAAAAUGUACCUGCAGGGCUCAAACGCGUCGACGUUUGAAGUUGGCGUGACUUCCCGGUAUCGUUUAUGCCCCGAUCACGUACGUUAACGCGGCAAAGAGAGACUUGUGAGCAUUUUGCGGUUGGACCUUUCCCAUGUUAAUUUCAAUCUACUGCAGAGUCAGGGGGGGUGGUUAACUUCUUUCAAGCGCACUUCAAAUCAAGAAGACGAGACGACGAAUCAAGAUUUUUAAACAAGGAUAUAUUUGCGUCCUUCCUGGCCGACUGCGUGUUUACAUUGUGAGCGAAGAGGGGCGUGCACCGCGAAGCUUUUUAUAGUCCCCACUUGUUUACUUUUGCAAUAAUUGAAAUGACUGAGGACUUGCACCGCACAAAGUAAUAUUCACUUAAGUCUUUUCCUCCCGAGAUUGCCUUAAAAAUAGAAACUUUCCGUGUUCUUUCUUGAUGGAAUGAGUGUUUCAGCAACUCAGGCUCAAUGAAACGUAAUCCUGAUGCACUCGGUUUGACUCCCAAGAAAGCGCAGAUGCCUUAACGAUUUUCUGUUUUGCUCUUUGCUCAAACAAUUAAAGCAUUUUCAUUCCUUGUUUUUUUUUUUACUUUUAGGCUUUAUAGAUCAAGCCUAGAUAUAUUUAUUGUAUAUGAAAAACUAUGCUGGAAAUGUAUGAAUGUGUCACAAAGUGUAUUUAUGAUCUUAAGAGAAA